This is a messenger RNA of Panthera uncia (snow leopard), 2377 nucleotides long. RefSeq names its product solute carrier family 6 member 13 (gene SLC6A13). Lineage: Eukaryota; Metazoa; Chordata; Mammalia; Carnivora; Felidae. Gene Ontology annotation, molecular function: gamma-aminobutyric acid:sodium:chloride symporter activity. Bases 169 to 1977 code for a protein of 602 amino acids. The transcript has 14 exons. The record is from RefSeq and is a predicted model, not a curated record. Gene Ontology annotation, cellular component: plasma membrane. Gene Ontology annotation, biological process: sodium ion transmembrane transport; neurotransmitter transport.
UACCAAUACGAGAUGCUAAGGAGGACGUGGGUCUAUAGGCAAGGGGGUAGAAAUUUACUUUCUCCUCGUGCACUUAUUCCCUCAGGAGUUUGCUGGUGAAGGAAGGGGAAGGAUUUCCUCCCAAGGUUCCCAGCAGUAAUAGAACACUCUGCUUGUUUUUCAGGUGGGAUGGAUAGCAGGAUCUCGAGCACAGCCAGCAAUGGGGAGACAAAACCAGUGUACCCUGUCAUGGAAAAGACGAAGGAAGAUGGUACCCUGGAACGGGGGCACUGGAACAACAAGAUGGAGUUUGUGCUGUCAGUAGCCGGGGAGAUCAUUGGCCUAGGCAACGUCUGGAGGUUUCCCUAUCUCUGCUACAAAAAUGGGGGAGGUGCCUUUUUCAUCCCCUACCUCAUCUUCCUCUUUACCUGUGGCAUUCCUGUCUUCCUCUUGGAGACAGCACUGGGCCAGUACACUAGCCAGGGAGGCAUCACAGCUUGGAGGAAGAUUUGCCCCAUCUUUGAGGGCAUCGGCUAUGCCUCCCAGAUGAUUGUCAUCCUCCUCAACAUCUACUACAUCAUUGUCCUGGCCUGGGCCCUCUUCUACCUCUUUAGCAGCUUCACCAUCGACCUUCCCUGGGGAAGUUGCCACCAUGAGUGGAACACAGAAUCCUGUGUAGAGUUCCAGAGGACCAAUGGCUCCCUGAAUGUGACCUCUGAGAAUGCCACGUCUCCUGUCAUCGAGUUCUGGGAGAGGCGGGUCCUGAAGAUCUCUGAUGGCAUCCAACACCUGGGGGCCCUGCGUUGGGAGCUGGCCUUAUGCCUCCUGCUCGCCUGGGUCAUCUGCUACUUCUGCAUCUGGAAGGGGGUCAAGUCCACGGGCAAGGUGGUGUACUUCACAGCCACAUUCCCUUACCUCAUGCUGGUGGUCCUGUUAAUUCGAGGGGUGACGCUGCCUGGGGCAGCCCAAGGAAUUCAGUUUUACCUGUACCCAAACCUCACGCGUCUGUGGGAUCCCCAGGUAUGGAUGGACGCAGGCACCCAGAUUUUCUUCUCCUUCGCCAUCUGUCUAGGGUGCCUGACAGCCCUGGGCAGCUACAACAAGUACCACAACAACUGCUACAGGGACUGCAUCGCCCUCUGCUUCCUCAACAGCGGCACCAGCUUUGUGGCCGGAUUUGCCAUCUUCUCUGUCCUGGGCUUCAUGUCUCAGGAGCAAGGGGUGCCCAUCUCUGAGGUGGCCGAGUCUGGCCCUGGCCUGGCUUUCAUCGCCUACCCCCGGGCUGUGGCGAUGCUGCCCUUCUCUCCUCUCUGGGCUUGCUGCUUCUUCUUCAUGGUCGUCCUCCUGGGACUGGACAGCCAGUUUGUGUGCGUAGAAAGCCUGGUGACGGCGCUGGUGGACAUGUACCCCCGUGUAUUCCGCAAGAAGAACCGGAGGGAGCUUCUCAUUCUCGGCGUGUCUGUCGUCUCCUUCUUUGUUGGGCUGGUCAUGCUCACAGAGGGCGGUAUGUACGUGUUUCAGCUCUUUGACUACUACGCAGCCAGUGGCAUGUGUCUCCUGUUUGUGGCCAUCUUUGAGUCCCUCUGCGUGGCUUGGGUCUAUGGAGCCGGGCGCUUCUACGACAACAUUGAAGAUAUGAUUGGGUACAGGCCAUGGCCUCUUAUCAAAUAUUGUUGGCUUUUCCUCACACCAGCCGUAUGCACAGCCACCUUCCUCUUCUCCCUGAUCAAGUACACGCCACUGACCUACAACAAGAAGUACACAUACCCGUGGUGGGGUGACGCCCUGGGCUGGCUCCUGGCUCUGUCCUCCAUGGUCUGCAUUCCUGCCUGGGGCUUCUACAAGCUCAGCACCCUCAAGGGCUCCUUCAGAGAGAGAAUUCGCCAGCUCCUGUGCCCAGCUGAGGACCUGCCUGGAUGGAACCGAGCAGAACCCUCUGCCCCCGCCACACCCAGGACAUCACUGCUCAUACUCACAGAAGUGGAGUCCCACUGCUAGGUCCGCAAGGCCUCGGAUCAUGCCCGUGGGCCUGGCUGUGGGGACAGCUGCAGAAGGGGAGGGCAGAAGCAGCCCCGCUGUGCUUCUCUGCCUCCUCCCGGGGCAGAUGAGAAGGAGGGUUUGGAAUCCACCUUGGGUUGGGCGCCUGCCACUGGAACGUCUCUGCUUCAGGGGUGGCUGUACAGGUGUGAGAUGCUGGUAUCGAGGGCACCCCUUUCGCAACAGGCCUUGGGAAGCCGGGUGAGGGCCAGUGGGUGGAGUGACAGCCCCGUCCCUCUUACCCUUCAUUCCAUUAAAUCCAUGUUCUUCCCACCGACUGCCAGAGGCUCUGCCUGGUUCCUGCCCCUCUGCCUUGUGGCCUUGGCCACUUCCUCACUUUACAGCUGUGGCCUUAGCGGCC